AUGGAGGUGAUCAAUAUCGUGGCUGACACGCCAUCUUCGUUUGACUACUUCACGGAGCGGUACUACCACCAGUAUGUGGUGAGAAACUGUAAGGGUGUGGAGAAUAACAAUUGUAGACUUUUGGUGCACAGCAAUGGGUUGUGUGUUCUGUGCCUAGACGGAUCACAUGCCGCCAUUCAGGCACAUCGUAGGGCAACGUCCAUGGACGGGGAAUUAGUGCCUUCUCAUCCUCGCAUUGAAUCUGUAACAUUUGGCUCUGGACGUGGCAAUGCCAAAAUGGCACCUGAACGUAUUUGUGUAGUUGGCAAACGCAAGAAAAAUGCUGUUAUAUGCCAGGAGGACACUAAUAUUUGUGUCAUUGCAAUGACAGACAAAACCGUGUAUAAAAUCCCGGCAUGUCUCGCUGGAUUUGUCCUCGAGCUCAAUCCAGCAGUGCAAGAUCGACCCGAACUUCUAGCAACAGCGCCCACAGUUGAGGGUUUUAUUGCCGUCAUUUCCCCGAACUACAAAAAGGUGGAUCUCAUUAAAUACAUCAAAGUAUCAGAGGCCACAGGAGGGGAUGUUAUUGAGGAUAACGAUGACGAUGGCUGCGCGGAAAAAUAA
This is a messenger RNA of Trypanosoma rangeli, 603 nucleotides long. RefSeq lists its product as uncharacterized. Gene Ontology annotation, cellular component: nucleus. The transcript has a single exon. Lineage: Eukaryota; Euglenozoa; Kinetoplastea; Trypanosomatida; Trypanosomatidae. The record is from RefSeq and is a predicted model, not a curated record. The coding region runs from base 1 to 603 and encodes 200 amino acids.